Messenger RNA from Nannochloropsis gaditana CCMP526, 280 nucleotides. Its product is annotated as endonuclease-like protein. The annotation marks the transcript as partial. The record is from RefSeq and is a predicted model, not a curated record. Gene Ontology annotation, cellular component: nucleolus; cytoplasm. Gene Ontology annotation, molecular function: RNA endonuclease activity producing 5'-phosphomonoesters, hydrolytic mechanism; single-stranded RNA binding. Gene Ontology annotation, biological process: DNA repair. The transcript has a single exon.
GCCGAAUUGCCAUUUUAGAAGUAGACACUUUCGACAGGGCGAGCCUCACGCGGGUGGGGGGGUUGGAUUUGAGUUUCUUCCCAAGCAGCCACGGGCACGAGAGAGAGGAGGCAGUGGCCUGUUUCGUGGUUCUAUCCUAUCCGAGCCUGGAGGUUCUGCAUGAAAGCUAUCUGCCGACAACCCUGACAAUCCCGUACGUGGCCGGAUUCCUGGCCUACCGAGAAGGCCCCCCCAUGGCGCAGCUGGUGGAGGAAUUGCGACGAACACAACCCACCUUGAU